AUGAACUCCAAAGCAGACCUACAAGGAAAUCUUGUGACUUGCAGACCGUUGAGAAUAGGCAUCGUCGGUGCAGGACUUGUCGGUGCUACUGCUGCUAUUGCGCUAUCCCGUCUACGGGGCGUUUCGGUAGCAGUGUUUGAACGUUCGCCGGGACCUCGAGAGACAGGCGCUUGGAUUAGUCUCACGGUCUCAGGUCUGAUAAUUUUAGACAAACUCAUCGACUUAGAGAAGGUCCAAAAUAUUUUGUACCGUGGUGAUCAUAAUGGAACAUAUGUGACUAGGCAUUGGAGAACGGGGGAGAUCAUUGCUAGUAAUCCUUCGUCUCCCCACGUGGCGAAUCGGUUUCAUCAAGCACGCACCCACCGAGUUCCACUUUUAAACGUUCUUCUAUCAAAUGUACCCCAAGGUGUUAUUCAAUAUGAUCGACAUGUCGUUGGCCACGAGGUAACAGAAAGCGGUGUUCGGUUGAAUUUUAAGUAUUCCGCUUCAGAAACAUUCGACCUUGUAGUCGCUGCAGAUGGUCUGUUUUCUAAAAUGCGACGCCAUUAUGUUCCCGAUGAAGUUCGCUACAGAGGUUCUGUCGCAUACAGAAAGCUGUUUCCCCAAAGCCAAGUUGCGCAUAUUACGGGCUUGCACAAUGAUAGCUCGUCAUGGCGUAAGGAUGGCGAGGUGAUGUUUUUAUCACCGCUGGGCCUCGGCCAGUACGGAAUUGUAGCCAUCAUAAGAGAAACUGAUGAAUUUGCAGAAACGCUUCAAUGGGCACAUAGCACCGGAAAGGAAGGUCUUGAACGACUACGGAAACAUUUUGCAACCUGGGAUCCGAUAAUCGACGAAGUUCUUCAGACGAUGACGGACAUUGAUGCUUACCCUCUUGACUCGGCACCAUGGAUGAAGCAACUGGUUCGGCAUGACCGUAUUGCAUUUGUUGGCGAUGCAGCUCACCCUACUGCUGGUGCUUAUGGAGCAGGUGCGACGAUGGGUCAAGGAGACUGCUGGGCAUUGUUCCGCUCCCUUCAGGAAAGUUACUGGCAACCAACCAGUGUAAUGGAGACAGAUUUACCGGCCAAUCAUAUUCCACGAAGUCGUUAUGACUUGCAGCGAGCUCUUCAGCUGUAUGAUGCCACCCGGCGCCCCUUCUUGGCACGAGUGGAGCUUCAAAUACAGCUUGACGGUGCGGAUGGCUCGUAUAUUUCCGAAGCAGCAGAUGACGAGGAAGAAUGGAUUAGGAGAUUUCAAGAACGACAUCGAAAUCAGCUUUGGUUGACGGAACAUGACGUUGAAGCGGAAUUUGUCAAGACCUUAGCCGCGGCGCCUGUGUCGUCAAGUGUUAAAAAUAUGAUUUCGCCCCGCUUAUAG
This is a messenger RNA of Venustampulla echinocandica, 1356 nucleotides long. RefSeq lists its product as uncharacterized. The transcript has 7 exons. The record is from RefSeq and is a predicted model, not a curated record. NCBI's taxonomy places the organism in Eukaryota, Fungi, Ascomycota, Leotiomycetes, Helotiales, Pleuroascaceae. Gene Ontology annotation, molecular function: monooxygenase activity; FAD binding. The coding region runs from base 1 to 1356 and encodes 451 amino acids.